Messenger RNA from Acomys russatus (golden spiny mouse), 4837 nucleotides. RefSeq names its product eukaryotic translation initiation factor 3 subunit A (gene Eif3a). Gene Ontology annotation, biological process: translation reinitiation; formation of cytoplasmic translation initiation complex. Bases 150 to 4175 code for a protein of 1341 amino acids. The record is from RefSeq and is a predicted model, not a curated record. Gene Ontology annotation, molecular function: translation initiation factor activity; mRNA binding. Gene Ontology annotation, cellular component: eukaryotic translation initiation factor 3 complex, eIF3m; multi-eIF complex; eukaryotic translation initiation factor 3 complex, eIF3e. NCBI's taxonomy places the organism in Eukaryota, Metazoa, Chordata, Mammalia, Rodentia, Muridae. The transcript is spliced from 22 exons.
GGCUCCUUCCUUUCCGUCUCUGGCCGGCUGGGCGCGGGCGACUGCUGGCGAGGCGCGUGGAAGCUCGCGCUGGUCCCUCUCCGCCUCCUCUCCCGGUCCAGGCCACUACGGAGUUCGCUGACGCCGGGUGAGCUGAGCCUACCGCCAAGAUGCCGGCCUAUUUCCAGAGGCCGGAAAAUGCCCUCAAGCGCGCCAACGAAUUUCUUGAGGUUGGCAAAAAGCAGCCUGCUCUGGAUGUUCUUUAUGAUGUUAUGAAAAGUAAGAAACACAGAACAUGGCAGAAGAUACAUGAGCCAAUUAUGUUGAAAUACUUGGAACUAUGUGUGGAUCUUCGUAAGAGCCACUUGGCUAAGGAAGGGUUAUAUCAAUAUAAGAACAUUUGUCAGCAGGUAAACAUUAAAUCUUUAGAAGAUGUUGUCAGGGCAUAUUUGAAAUUAGCGGAGGAAAAAACAGAAGCUGCUAAAGAAGAGUCCCAACAAAUGGUGUUAGACAUAGAAGAUCUGGAUAACAUUCAGACGCCUGAGAGUGUUCUCUUGAGUGCAGUAAGUGGAGAAGACACUCAGGAUCGUACUGACAGAUUGCUACUGACUCCCUGGGUCAAGUUCCUGUGGGAAUCAUACAGGCAAUGUUUGGAUCUGCUUCGAAACAAUUCUAGAGUAGAGCGCCUCUACCAUGAUAUCGCCCAGCAAGCUUUCAAAUUCUGCCUCCAGUAUACUCGCAAAGCUGAGUUCCGUAAGCUCUGUGACAACUUGCGAAUGCACUUAUCACAGAUUCAGCGCCACCAUAACCAAAGCACAGCAAUCAAUCUUAAUAAUCCAGAGAGCCAGUCCAUGCAUUUGGAAACCAGACUUGUUCAGUUGGACAGUGCUAUCAGCAUGGAACUAUGGCAGGAAGCCUUCAAAGCUGUGGAAGACAUUCAUGGAUUAUUUUCCUUGUCGAAAAAGCCACCUAAGCCUCAGCUGAUGGCAAAUUACUAUAACAAAGUGUCAACAGUGUUUUGGAAAUCUGGAAAUGCUCUGUUUCAUGCAUCUACACUUCACCGUCUUUAUCAUCUGUCUAGAGAAAUGAGAAAGAAUCUUACUCAAGAUGAGAUGCAAAGAAUGUCUACUAGAGUCCUUUUGGCAACUCUUUCCAUUCCUAUCACUCCUGAACGAACUGACAUUGCUCGACUUUUGGAUAUGGAUGGUAUUAUAGUUGAGAAGCAGCGACGCCUUGCAACACUUUUAGGUCUUCAAGCCCCACCCACACGAAUCGGCCUUAUUAAUGAUAUGGUCAGAUUCAAUGUGCUACAGUAUGUUGUUCCAGAAGUGAAAGACCUUUACAACUGGUUGGAGGUAGAGUUCAACCCUCUAAGACUCUGUGAGAGAGUCACAAAGGUAUUAAAUUGGGUUAGGGAACAACCUGAAAAGGAACCAGAAUUGCAACAGUAUGUACCACAGCUACAGAACAAUACCAUACUCCGCCUUUUGCAACAGGUGGCACAGAUUUAUCAGAGCAUUGAGUUUUCUCGUUUGACUUCUCUGGUUCCUUUUGUUGAUGCUUUCCAACUGGAACGGGCCAUAGUAGAUGCAGCCAGGCACUGUGACCUGCAGGUUCGAAUUGACCAUACUUCUCGUACUCUGAGUUUUGGAUCUGACUUGAAUUAUGCAACUCGAGAAGAUGCUCCAAUUGGUCCUCAUCUACAGAGCAUGCCUUCAGAGCAAAUAAGAAAUCAACUCACAGCCAUGUCCUCGGUGCUUGCAAAAGCACUUGAAGUCAUCAAGCCCGCUCACAUUCUGCAAGAAAAAGAAGAACAGCAUCAGUUGGCAGUCACUGCAUAUCUUAAAAAUUCACGAAAAGAGCAUCAGCGGAUUCUGGCUCGCCGACAGACAAUUGAGGAAAGGAAAGAACGUCUUGAGAGUCUGAAUAUCCAACGUGAGAAAGAAGAACUAGAGCAGAGGGAAGCUGAACUCCAGAAAGUACGGAAGGCUGAAGAAGAGAGGCUGCGCCAGGAGGCAAAGGAGCGAGAGAAGGAGCGAAUCCUUCAGGAACAUGAGCAAAUCAAGAAGAAAACUGUUCGGGAACGGCUAGAGCAGAUAAAGAAGACAGAACUGGGUGCCAAAGCAUUCAAAGACAUUGAUAUUGAAGACCUUGAAGAGUUGGAUCCAGAUUUUAUCAUGGCCAAACAGGUUGAACAACUGGAGAAAGAAAAGAAGGAACUUCAGGAACGCCUGAAGAAUCAAGAAAAGAAGAUUGACUAUUUUGAAAGAGCUAAACGUUUGGAAGAGAUUCCUUUGAUAAAGAGUGCUUAUGAGGAACAAAGGGUUAAAGACAUGGACCUAUGGGAACAACAAGAAGAAGAAAGAAUUACUACAAUGCAGCUGGAACGAGAAAAAGCUCUGGAACAUAAGAAUCGAAUGUCACGAAUGUUGGAAGACAGAGAUCUAUUUGUGAUGCGGCUCAAAGCUGCCCGGCAGUCUGUCUAUGAGGAAAAACUGAAGCAGUUUGAAGAGCGAUUAGCAGAAGAAAGACAUAAUCGCAUGGAAGAACGGAAAAGGCAACGAAAAGAAGAACGCAAAAUAACAUACUACAGAGAAAAGGAAGAGGAAGAGCAGAGGAGGGCAGAAGAACAAAUGCUAAAAGAACGAGAAGAAAGAGAGCGUGCUGAGAGAGCAAAACGGGAGGAGGAACUUCGAGAGUAUCAGGAGCGAGUCAAGAAACUGGAAGAAGUAGAAAGGAAAAAGCGGCAAAGAGAGCUGGAAAUUGAAGAAAGAGAAAGGCGCAGAGAGGAAGAGCGGAGACUUGGUGAUGAUCCACUUUCUAGAAAGGACUCUCGGUGGGGAGAUAGGGAUUCAGAAGGCACGUGGAGAAAAGGGCCAGAAGCGGACUCUGAGUGGAGGAGAGGACCACCAGAGAAGGAGUGGAGACGAGAAACUCGGGAUGAUGAGAGGCCUCACAGGAGAGAUGAGGAUCGGCUGAGACGCUUGGGGGAUGAUGAAGAGAGAGAAUCUUCUCUUAGGCCAGAUGAUGAUCGCAUCCCCAGGCGUGGCUUGGAUGAUGACAGAGGGCCUAGACGAGGUCCUGAUGAAGAUAGAUUUUCUCGUAGAGGAGCAGAUGAUGACCGGCCUUCCUGGCGUAAUGCAGAUGAUGACAGGCCUCCCAGGCGAAUUGGUGAUGAUGACAGGGGAAGCUGGCGUCACACAGACGACGACAGACCAUCCAGACGGGGACUAGAUGAUGACAGAGGAAGCUGGCGCACAGCAGAUGAGGACAGAGGACCUAGACGUGGGAUGGAUGAGGACCGGGGGCCAAGACGAGGAGGUGCUGAUGAUGAACGAUCAUCCUGGCGCAAUGCCGAUGAUGACCGGGCUCCCAGGAGGGGCAUGGAUGAGGACCGGGGUCCCAGGCGAGGGUUAGAUGAUGACCGAGGACCUUGGAGGAAUGCUGAUGAUGAUAGGAUUUCCAGGCGAGGUGCAGAUGAUGAAAGGGGGCCUUGGAGAAAUAUGGAUGAUGAUCGGAUUUCCAGACGGGGUGAUGAUGCAAGACCUGGUCCCUGGAGACCAUUUGUCAAGCCAGGUGGAUGGAGAGAGAAAGAAAAGGCUAGAGAAGAGAGCUGGGGUCCGCCUCGGGAAUCGAGACCACCAGAAGAACGUGAAUGGGAUCGAGACAAAGAGAAGGACAGAGAUGGUCAAGAUCGGGAGGAGACCGACAAGGACCUGGAACGAGAAAGGGACAGAGAGAGAGAGGGGGACCGGGAGGAUCGUUUCAGAAGACCCAGGGAUGAAGGUGGCUGGAGAAGAGGACCAGCAGAAGAGUCUUCAAGCUGGAGAGACUCAAGUCGCCGUGAUGAUAGGGACAGGGAUGACCGGCGGCGGGAGAGAGAGGAUCGUCGUGAUCUGAGAGACCUGAGAGAAAGAAGGGAUUUAAGAGAUGACAGAGACCGGAGAGGACCUCCCCUCAGAUCAGAGCGAGAAGAAGUAAGCUCUUGGAGACGUGCUGAUGACAGGAAAGAUGACCGGACUGAAGAACGGGAUCCACCUCGUCGUGUUCCUCCCCCAGCUGUUUCAAGAGAGAGAGAGAGAGAACGUGAAGGUGAGAAAGAGAAAGCAUCCUGGAGAGCGGAGAAAGAGAGGGAGUCCCUUCGUCGUACUAAGAAUGAAACUGACGAAGAUGGAUGGACCACAGUACGACGUUAGGUCCAAAGACGAUGGAGUCAAACUUGUGGCUAACAUAGGUUUGAUCACAUUCAAGGAUUAUUAUACCUGUGCUUCAACCAGUCUAAAUUGAAUUCUUUAAUGUUGUCUCACCAUAACACAAAAAGCAUGAACUUGUAUUAAUCAUAUAUAAUAGAUUGAUCAUGCACUGUAUUCACAGGAGGUUGGAAAACCAUGCCAUUUUCUGAAAUUUAAGGUGUUGCAUUAUUUCAUCAAUCAUUUGUUUAAAAAAAAAAAACCUAAAAAAUAAAAAUGUGAACCCUUGAGGUGUUAACACCUUAUCUUGGUAUACAGUUGAUCUUACUUUUUUGAUUUUGAAAUAUCAGAUAUUAAUUUGGAAUAAGGUAAGGUUCUCUUAAAACAUUUGAAAACCCUUUAGGCCAGUGGAUCUGACACCUUUCCCAUCAGUAGUGAUGGGAAUAUACCUUCUUAGGUAUUUACUAUUAAUUACAUUUAGGCAGUUUAUAGCUUCUGAGGAGUAUAGUAGACAUUACAGACACUGGUUGUAAUGGGGUUCUCUGUAGACUGUACUUGAGAGAGGUGAGUAUGAAGCAUUUUGUAGUCAUCAUCAUGACGAUGCUGCCCAAGUGCAGAUCCAGAAUAGCACAGCGUUGGACUCCUAGAGCAUUUGGUAACCUGUUGUG